GCAACCAAAGUCUUUGGGAGCCAUUCAACAUCCUGAGUCAAAGUCAAUGAAGGUCGGCCAAUGUCUUCCCCUGCUCCUUUCUUCAUAGAACAGGAGAAGAGAAGAAUAGCCUUAAAAGCUCAUCUAUCUUUCGCCUACUCUCCUCACUGUUUUCAUUCCCAUUCAUUUUUCAAUUCUUUCCAGAGCUUGGCAAUCUCUUACUGAUUUCAUGGGUGGCAAUUGCAGCGGAUCAGUUUAUCAACAAAACACUCCAAAAAUCUUCACUUUCACCGAAGUCUGUUCAGCUACAAAAAAAUUCCGUCCUGAUCUCUUGGUAGAUGAACAAUGCUUUGCAAAAAUUUACAAAGGAACGCUCCAUCUCAAUAACCAGCUUGUUGCUGUAAAACAAUUUAAGCCAACUGAAGACAAAGAGCAAAACCACAAAGGCUUUCUUGUUGAGGUACUAAUGCUUAGCAAGCUGCGCCAUGAAAACAUUAUAAACCUCCUUGGCUACUGCCAGGUAGAGAACCAAAGGCUUCUAGUGUUGGAGAAGGCAGCAUUGCACUCUCUCAAAAACUAUCUUUUCAGCAGGUCUUCUUCUGCAAAAAGCAAAUCGUACUUCAAGCCAUUAGAUUGGACUGCUAGAAUUAAAAUUGCAUUAGGUGUGGCUAAAGGAUUAGAGUACCUUCACAACAAGGUUUCCCCCCCAGUUAUUCAUCGGGACCUUCAGACAUCCACUAUCAUGCUUGGGGAGGAUUUGACUCCAAAGAUCUCAAAUUUUGAACUUGCUAAGCUAGGUCCGAUGGGCGAUAGGAAGCAUAUCAUGACCAGUGUGGUAGGAACAGCUAAAUUUUAUGCACCAGAGUAUGUUAAACAGGGUCUGGUAUCAGUGAAGUUGGACGUUUAUAACUUCGGAAUAGUGUUGCUUGAGCUGAUCACAGGGAGAAGAGUUUCUGAAUUAAUUUGCAUAGAUACAGGACAUCAAUUAGCUUCUUGGGUGGAGGCCGUGGCGAAGGAUACCAAGAAGUCAAUUGACAUGGCAGAUCCAGAACUGAAUGGAGAAUUUCAGAUACAAGAAGUUAGUAAAAUGUUACAGCUCGCUGCAAUGUGCCUUCGAGAAGAGAGGGAUCAUCGGCCAUUGACAACUGAGGUUGUUGCUGUGCUCAGUUCACUCCUAGAUUCUUCAGCAGUUGAAAUUCAGAUUCAGCCUCAGGUUGCUAAGAAGCCACUAAAAUAGCUCUUUAGUCGGUCCCAACCGAAGUUCAGGAUCACAAACAGUCUUUGAUCUUCUUUUAACCCCUAGUUUUUUUAAAUAAACAUGAAUGUACUUUUUGAACCAUUUGAUGUCAGGGGAACUUCAAAAAGUCUUUUCUUAAGAAAUUUCCAUCUCAAAUAAGAGUUCUUUAUAUUGGCACCCAUAACUACAAUAAGAGAAUGUUUAUUUAAUGCAAUCCAAGUGUUCUGA
Messenger RNA from Dendrobium catenatum, 1444 nucleotides. RefSeq names its product serine/threonine-protein kinase PBL27. Gene Ontology annotation, biological process: protein phosphorylation. Bases 209 to 1216 code for a protein of 335 amino acids. Gene Ontology annotation, molecular function: protein kinase activity; ATP binding. The record is from RefSeq and is a predicted model, not a curated record. NCBI's taxonomy places the organism in Eukaryota, Viridiplantae, Streptophyta, Magnoliopsida, Asparagales, Orchidaceae. The transcript is spliced from 4 exons.